GAAAGGAAAACCAAAAAUAGACUACUUUUUCCUUUUUCAGGUGUUGUAAACUAUUUAUUUUAAUGUAUUUUAUGUGAAUAUUUUAAACUUGAUAUGAUAAAACUUGAUAUAGAAGUUCCUCCUGGUUGUCACCCUCCUCCUCCCUGCCUCCCUCCCUCCUUCCCUCCCUCCCAGCCUAGGAUGUAUGGCAGGAAGCUGUGUUGUUUGCUUUGAAGUAUGUCGUCAGUCACUGAAGUGGAAACCUUCCAAGAUUUGGAUGCACACUUGAGAAACAAGACUGAUGUCUUACAGGUGUGUGUGACUCUGCGUGGUGGCUGGGGUGCAGAUACAGUGGAAGAAAUGGAGCAGCAGGCCAAGGAGCUGAAGACAAUGAAGCAGAGCAUUGCAGGUUACCGCAGCAGUCUCGCCUCUGCCCAUGAAGACUUGAUAACUGCUUAUGCCCUCCUGAAGGAGAUGCAGCAGCUCUCCCUACGCCUCAAGCACCUGAAGGAGUACCUGCCCCAGCACAUGCCUCAGGCUGCACUGCAACACAAGUCCCAUCCCAAGAAAUCUCCAAGUGAGGAGAAGGAGAAUAAAGACCAGGGUCCUGCUAUUACUGUUCAGCCAAAGCAAACCCCAAGACCUGCUGGACGGAAGGCCCCCAAACAGAUCUCCAAGGUAGAAUUCAUCACGAUGAAGGAGUUUGAGUCGGUUCCCAAAUACAUUCGGGGUCGCCUGCAGUACGCCCAGGUGAAUGCUGCUGUGGUGGAAAUAAACAAAACUCUGGAGACAAAAUACAGUCUGUUGUCACGACCUCGUGCCAAGCUGUCCGAGCUUAACAUGAAGAUUGUUGGAGAGUGUCAGCGACAGGAGAAUAAAGAGACCAAAGGGUUGCACUUUGUGGUGGAUGGUGACAUCAAGCGGUGGAGCUCACUGAAGAUGGACACAGCUGGGAAGUCUUUGCUCACCGUGUUACGAAUGCUAAAGAGGCUGAGAGAGGUGCGGGGACCUGGCAACCUGGUGCGUUAUGCUGUCCUCACCUGAAGAACAUGUUGAAGUCAGUGUGUGUGUGUGUGAUAAAUAGACUAAAGAAUCACU
This is a messenger RNA of Scylla paramamosain (green mud crab), 1077 nucleotides long. RefSeq names its product spindle and kinetochore-associated protein 1-like. The transcript has 6 exons. Gene Ontology annotation, molecular function: microtubule binding. Lineage: Eukaryota; Metazoa; Arthropoda; Malacostraca; Decapoda; Portunidae. Bases 217 to 1023 code for a protein of 268 amino acids. Gene Ontology annotation, cellular component: spindle microtubule; outer kinetochore; mitotic spindle. Gene Ontology annotation, biological process: cell division; chromosome segregation; regulation of microtubule polymerization or depolymerization. The record is from RefSeq and is a predicted model, not a curated record.